Molecule: messenger RNA, 2819 nt
Organism: Pistacia vera
Lineage: Eukaryota; Viridiplantae; Streptophyta; Magnoliopsida; Sapindales; Anacardiaceae
Product: disease resistance-like protein DSC1
Exons: 4
Coding region: 294-2819 (841 amino acids)
Biological process (GO): defense response
Molecular function (GO): ADP binding
Source: RefSeq, a predicted model, not a curated record
UUAUCCUCUUGUUAUGAAAGUUCUCGAAGAUAUUUUGAACAUCUUAAAGUUCAUGUCCCCAAGUAAUAGUGACAAGAAAUUGGUUGGAGUAGAACGAAUAAUUCGCGAAAUUGGAUCUUUAUUGAAAAUUUGGCGGGGAAAUGUUAUUAGUGUAGGAAUAUGGGGAAUGUCUGGUAUAGGCAAGACAACUAUUGCAAAAAGUGUAUUCAACAAAUUCAGGGGACGGUUUGAAGGUUCAUACUUUGCUGAAAAUAUUAGGAAAAAAAUCAGCAAGUCCUUAUGGACUAUGUCCAAUGCGACAAGAACUUUUUUCUACUAUAUUGAAGCAUCCUAUCAGCUUCACAAAAGGAAGGCUUAGUCAUAAAAGAGUUUUCAUUGUUUUUGAUGAUGUGACUACUAUAGAGCAAGUAGAAUCUUUAAUUGAUGAUAUUGAACAGCUGGGUUCAGGAAGUCGAAUUAUUAUAACAACAACAAACAAACAAGUGCUUCGAAAUUGUGGAGUGGAUGACAUUAAUAUAUACGAGAUGAAGGGGCUAUUUGGGAAUGAUGCUCUUCAACUUUUUAGUUGGUACGCUUUUCGACAAAAUCGUCCCAAUAUAGAUUAUGAUGACUUGUCAAAUAGGGUAGUAAAAUAUACCAGAGGUGUUCCAUUAGCUAUUAAAGUGUUAGGUUGUUACUUUCUUGGCAAGUCAAAACAAGUUUGGGAAAGUGCAUUAAAAAAGUUCGAAAGAAUUCUUCAUGAGGAUAUUUACAAGGUGUUGAAAAUAAGUUAUGACGGACUAAAUGAUGUUGAGCAGUGCAUAUUUCUAGAUAUUGCAUGUUUCCUUGAGGGGGAGACUAAAGAUUUUGUGUUAAACUCUUCGGAUGCUGAUGACGGGGAGGUUGAAAUUGCAUUAAUUGAUCUCGCUGAUAAGUGUCUCAUAACUAUAUCAGAGGAUAACAAGAUAAUGGUGCAUGGUUUGCUUCAAGAAAUGGGUUGGGAAAUAGACAGACAAGAAUCUACGGGAGAUCCUGGUAAACGUAGCCGUUUAUGGUAUCAUGAAGAUAUCUAUAAAGUUUUGGAAGAAAAUAAGAUAUCUAAUGCAAUAGAAGGCAUAUGUUUAGACAUGUCUAAAGGAAGAGAGAUCAUUUACUUACAACCUAAGGCUUUAGCAAAGAUGGAUCGACUUAGAUUCUUUAAACUACAUAAUGCGCACGAUGAAGAGAAUAAUAUCAAUAAGGUCCAUGUUUCCGACGAGCUUCGUUAUGGUUGGACUAAGCUACGGUACUUAUGUUGGCAUGGAUUUCCAUUAGAAUCAUUGCAGAUAAAUCUUUGGAAGAACCUUGUUGCGCUUGACAUGCCUCAUAGCAAUAUUGAACAACUUUGGUCUAGUGCCCAGCUUCAUAAAUUGAAACAUAUUGAUCUCAGUUUCUCUAAAUAUCUAAGAAUUCAAGAUCUCUCGUUGGCCCCAAAUCUUGAAAAUUUGAUUUUAGAGAGUUGUACAAGUUUGUGUGAGAUUACCUCAUCCAUUGAUGGUCUCAAUUAUAAGCUCCUUAUCAUAAAUCUAAGGCAUUGUAAAAGCCUUGGUAGUCUUCCGACAGACAUUCGUCUAGAAUCUCUCGAAAAAGUAAUCUUUUCUGGCUGUUCAAAUCUGAAGAAGUUUCCACAAAUCUCCUGGAAUAUGAAAGAAUUAUAUUUAGAUGAAACUGCAAUAGAGAAGUUGCCGUCGUCAAUAGAGAAUUUAUCCAGACUAGUUAAAUUGAAUCUCAAAGACUGCUUAAUGCUUGAGAGGGUUCCAAGCAAUAUCUGCAAGUUAAGAUCUCUUGAACAUCUCAAUCUCUCAGGGUGUUCAAAACUUGAAGGUUUGCUUGAUAACUUAAGAAAUUUAACAGCUUUGAGGGUGCUUAAAGCGGAGAGGGUUGCUACAAGAGAAGUACCAACAUCCAUUCCAUGUUUGCACCGUCUAGAAGAACUAGAUCUGACCAACUGUUGUAUUAAGGAGUUAGCGAACAAUCUUGGUCAGUUAUCCUCACUGAAAAGCUUACUUCUUGGCAGAAACUUCUUUGAGAGCAUUCCAACAAGUAUUGUAGAGCUUUCUAAGUUGUCUUAUCUUGACCUAAGCUAUUGUGAGAGGCUUCAAGUCCUACCAGAGUUUCCACGUAAUUUAAGACAUAUAGAUGCAUACAAUUGCACAGCAUUGGGAGUAUCAUCAAGUUUGUCAAUUUUCUUCGAGAAAUUUUUUUCCGAAAGCUCAAGAAUUAACUUGAGCAAUUGCUUCAGUCUGAAUCAAGACGCCAUCAGUGAAUUUUUUAACGAUAAGCCUCUUCUAGAGAUUUAUGGAAUUGCACGAAACUACAACAGUGGUUGUGUCUGUUUUCCUGGAUCGGAAAUCCCAGAGUUGUUUGUCUUUAAAAGAAUAGAAUCUUUUAUAACUCUGGGAAAACAAGAAAUUCGUGACAUUUGGCCUUCUCUUCUCGUCUGUGUUGUUGUGGAGUUUCGAAACUAUCAUAAUGAAGGCCAGGGUUUGGUGGUCGUCUUCGAGUGCUUGCUCACAAGAGAAGAUGGUACAAUCGAUGUGUUCCAUGGAACUUUAAGGGGAUGGAACCAUGGUAAUGGACCUGACUAUGUGGGCUCAGAUCACGUAUUCCUGGGAUAUGAUUCUGAUUUUAACUUCUCUGGUUCGUACAAUAUUAAUUAUCCCAAAUAUUGUGAGAUGACCAUCCGAUUUUAUGUUGAGAAUUUUACUGAAAGAUCAGGUUGUUGCAACGUGAAAAAGUGUGGAGUUUUGUGUCGAAACGGACUCCGUCCACAGCUGCAUACCGGUUUUUCGACGAUAUAA